AUGCCGCAACCACUCCCCAGCAAGGAGCAGACGCUCUUCCGAUCGCUCGUCAAGUUCUACGAGGGAAAGCUAUACAAGAAGGGCCUGAAAGCUGCCGAGCAGAUCUUGAAGAAACACCCCACACAUGGCGACACCCAAGCGAUGAAGGCCCUGAUCCUCAACUCUCAGGGCCAGGGCGACGAAGCCUUCGCCCUCUGCAAGGAAGCCCUCCGCAAUGACAUGAAGUCGCACAUUUGCUGGCACGUCUACGGUCUAUUAUGGCGGUCGGGCAAGAACUACCCCGAGGCAAUCAAGUCCUACAAGAUGGCCCUGCGCCUCGAACCGGGCUCGCUGAACAUUCUCCGCGACCUCGCGCUUCUCCAGUGCCAAGUCCGCGACUACGAAGGAUACAUUGAGAGCCGGCGGAAGAUGAUGCAGGAGCGACCGCAACUGCGACAGAACUGGACGGCAUUGGCAGUAGCUUACCAUCUGUCAGGCAAUUACGCCGAGGCCGAGAAUAUCCUCAAGACGUACGAGGAGACCCUCAAGCAGCCCCCAUCCAAGCUGGACCUCGAGCACUCCGAAGCGACCCUCUACAAGAACCAAAUAAUAUACGAGUCCGGCGACGUCGAGCGUGCGCUGAAGCACCUGGACGAGGUGGUACGUGUCAGUCUGGAUCGCUGCGCCGCGCUGGAAUUGAAGGCCAAGUACCUCCUAGAACUCGGACAGAAAGAGGAGGCUGAGAAGGCCUACAGGAUUCUCCUGGGCAGGAACAGCGAGUACCGCGCGUACUUCGAUGGCUUAGAAAAGUCCCUUGGGCUGGACCGAUCCAACGAUGCCGAUAUCGAGAAGCUGAACGAGCUGUACCAGUCUUUCGCUAGCAAGAACGAGCGCAACGAUGCUGCGAGGCGGAUACCCUUGGACUUCCUUCAGGGCGAGGCUUUCAAGACACAAGUAGACCAAUACCUCAGGAGGAUGCUGAACAAAGGCGUUCCCUCAACCUUCCCCAACAUUAAGUCGCUGUACCAGGAUGAGGAGAAGAAGGCAGUCAUUGAGGAGCUUGUGCUCGGUUAUGCUUCGGAAAAACAGACCAACGGCGAGAGCAACGGCGACAACUCUGAUCGUUUCGAGCAAUCUGUGCUAUACUUCCUGGCUCAGCAUUACAACUACGUCCAAAGUCGCGACUUGAACAAGGCCAUGGAGUACAUAGACAAGCUACUUGAGAAGGAUCCGAAAUCGGUCGACUACAACCAGACAAAGGCCCGGAUCUAUAAGCACAUGGGCGACGUUCAGAAAGCUUCGGAAACGAUCAAUCAUGCGCGAGAGCUCGAUGAGAGAGAUCGAUACAUCAACACCAAGUGCGCCAAGUACCAGCUGCGAAACAACGAGAACGAGACAGCGCUGAACACUAUGAGUAAAUUCACUCGCAACGAGACUGUGGGAGGUCCUCUCGGCGACCUCCACGACAUGCAGUGCAUGUGGUACCUACUCGAAGAUGGCGAGGCAUACUUGCGACAAGAGAAAUAUGGCCUUGCUCUCAAGCGCUUCACAGCUAUUGCCGAUAUCUUUGACAUUUGGCAUGAGGAUCAAUUCGACUUCCACAGCUUCUCGCUACGAAAGGGCCAGAUUCGUGCUUACAUCGAUAUGGUCAGAUGGGAAGAUCACCUUCGCGACCAUCCUUUCUUCACUAGGGCAGCUACUCAGGCAGUCGAAUUAUACAUACGUUUGGCAGACAACCCCAAGUUCGCGAAUACAGACGAGCUUGAUUUGGAGAAACUGGAUCCCACAGAGCGCAAGAAAGCUGAAAAGAAGGCUAAGAAGGAACGAGAGAAGGCUGAGAAGGCUGAGGCUGAACGCAAGGCGGCAGCUGCAGCAAAAGCAACUGCCAAGGGUGACGAUGGUGAGACUAAGAAGGAGGACCAAGAUCCAAAUGGUGAGAAGCUUCUUCAGACGAAGCAGCCUCUGGAGGACGCACUACGUUUCCUGCAGCCGAUGCUCGAGCUAGCACCAAAGAACAUCGAAGCUCAGAACGUAGGUUUCGAGGUCUACCUGCGACGAAACAAGUUUCUGCUCGCGUUGAAAUGUCUGCAGGCCGCACGAGAAAUCGACCCGGAGAACCCCAAGCUGCACGAGCAGAGCGUUCGCUUCCGUCAGGCUCUCGCCAAACCUGCCGAGCCACUCUCAUCCCAAGCCUCAGAGGUCAUCAAGGACUCGUUCACCACACCGCCCGCGGAUGCGGAUCUUAAAGCUUACAACAACGACUUCCUCAAAAAGCACUCACAAAGCGCAUCCCAUCUGCAGUCGGGAUACAUUGUCCGAUACAUCCUGGACAACAGCUCAAAAUCUCAGAACGAGCAGGACCUACAGAAGACUCUGGAAUUAUCGAGCAUUACGAUAGAAGAAGCCCAGUCUGGACUUGCGUUGCUCAACCAGUGGGGGAGCGCACAGAAGGUCAAGGACGACUACAGGGCGAAGGCCGCAGGUCGUUGGAGCGAUGCUACCGCGUUCAAGAACUAA
Messenger RNA from Alternaria arborescens, 2496 nucleotides. Its product is annotated as N-terminal acetyltransferase A complex subunit. NCBI's taxonomy places the organism in Eukaryota, Fungi, Ascomycota, Dothideomycetes, Pleosporales, Pleosporaceae. Bases 1 to 2496 code for a protein of 831 amino acids. Gene Ontology annotation, molecular function: protein binding; protein-N-terminal amino-acid acetyltransferase activity. Gene Ontology annotation, cellular component: NatA complex; cytoplasm. The record is from RefSeq and is a predicted model, not a curated record. The transcript is spliced from 4 exons. Gene Ontology annotation, biological process: N-terminal peptidyl-methionine acetylation.